Messenger RNA from Leguminivora glycinivorella, 660 nucleotides. RefSeq lists its product as uncharacterized. The record is from RefSeq and is a predicted model, not a curated record. The transcript has 4 exons. The coding region runs from base 136 to 591 and encodes 151 amino acids. NCBI's taxonomy places the organism in Eukaryota, Metazoa, Arthropoda, Insecta, Lepidoptera, Tortricidae.
UUUUAAUUCAGUAGUUACGUACUUUCGCGCGCGGGUGACGUUCCGAUUUUGAAUUUCGAACGCGAAGUGUUGUGAAGUGUUUGUGGUGAAUUUUUUUUUUGUUGGUUGUAAACAAGCCAUGUGAACACCCCCACCAUGUCUUCCCAAGUGCUCCCCUACCGUGAGACGGAAGACCUGAACAUCGAAGACAGCCGCUCCUCCAGCCCAAAGAACAUGAAGUACUACGAAGAUAAAACCACGUUAACUACCAAGAAGAGCUUCUGCAUAGAUGCACUACUGUCUCCAGAGUCGAGCUUGCAGGAUAAAAUGACGCAUCAGAAAUAUUUGGCGUUUAUACAGAAUAAGAAUUAUAUUACUAGGUACCAAGACAACUACGACGCACAAAUAGAACAGAACACCAUAAACAAGUUCCCCGAAAGUGGCUCCGGCCAGAGCAGUCCCCGCAGCGGCAGCCCAGGGUCUGACGAUGGAAACCGGUCGGAGUCCUACAGCCCGCCUAUAUCCCCAGGAGUGGAAGGUGGCAAUGAAGAGUACGAGAGCUAUAGACCAGGAAUCGUCCCCAAACCAGGUCUCCUCCGCAGCCGCCGGUGAUGGCGCAGUCCCCCUCUUCAACUACCAGAUGCCCGGCCCCCUGCCCUCGGCCUUCCACCACCCUGGAGA